AUGGGCCUCGCGUACAACACCUAUCUUAACAGCUCCCGCAUUUACGGGUGCAAGGGUUGCAAGACUCACCUUGCCAACCACGAUGAUAUCAUUAGCAGGAACUUCCGCGGUCAACAUGGCAAAGCGUACCUCUUCAACACGGUAGUCAACGUCGAGGCGGGCGAGCCGGCCGAGCGAACCAUGACGACGGGCCGCCAUGUUGUGCGCGACAUCUCGUGCCGCAUCUGUAGCGAGAUUGUCGGCUGGAAGUACGACAAGGCGUACGAGUCGACCGAGAGGUAUAAGGAGGGCAAGUUCAUCCUUGAGGCUGAGCUCCUUUGCACGGUGAAUUGA
This is a messenger RNA of Thermochaetoides thermophila DSM 1495, 333 nucleotides long. RefSeq names its product yippee-like protein. The coding region runs from base 1 to 333 and encodes 110 amino acids. The transcript has 2 exons. Gene Ontology annotation, cellular component: ubiquitin ligase complex. The record is from RefSeq and is a predicted model, not a curated record. NCBI's taxonomy places the organism in Eukaryota, Fungi, Ascomycota, Sordariomycetes, Sordariales, Chaetomiaceae.